Molecule: messenger RNA, 1571 nt
Organism: Erythranthe guttata (spotted monkey flower)
Lineage: Eukaryota; Viridiplantae; Streptophyta; Magnoliopsida; Lamiales; Phrymaceae
Source: RefSeq, a predicted model, not a curated record
CCCAUCCCCUACCCUCGAGUAUCCGUCACUGUUCAUCCCCAGCUAUGCAUCGGAUUUCGCAUUAGGAGUUAUUUGUUCUAAGAGUCCUCCAUCGGUUUCAGAAUGGAUAGUGUGUGUCUGCAUUCCCAGUUUAGCAGAACUGCACCUUUACACAGUAAAGAAAGUACAUGGCAAUGUCUCAGUUUGCUCAACUCUAUGAAGAGCAGAUGCAGUGGACUCAGCCUUCAAUUCAACUUCAGAAUUUUGCCACAACACUCGAUUCACGCGCAAGCACUUGUAAUUAAAUGCGAUAAUCCUCAAAAUGCAGAUUUGCCUCGUUAUUACUCCAAAAAGGAGAAGAAACCGUUUCCUAUACCGAUAGUCGAGCUAAGAAGAGCAGCCAGGCAGAGGCUGAAAGAUAGCAAGAACAAACCAAGAGGAGCUGUCCCCCCUCCAAAACGAGGCCUCGUGGUCGAAAAACUAAUUCCUCUCGCAUAUAGGGUGUUGAAUGCAAGAAUAAGGUUAAUAAACAAUCUCAAGAAGCUUUUGAAAGUGACGCCCGCCUAUUCCUGCAAGUGGUGCAGUGAAAUCCACGUGGGUCCCACUGGGCAUCCAUUCAAAUCAUGCAGAGGGCCACAAGCUUCUGCCCGUAAAGGAGCUCAUGAAUGGGGCGAAGCGUUUCUCGAGGACAUACUGGCACCGGUCGAGGCCUACCACUUGUAUGAUCGCCUCGGAAAACGUAUCCCACACGAGGAAAGAUUCUCCGUACCAAGAAUACCAGCCGUAGUAGAGCUUUGCAUUCAAGCGGGAGUCGACCUGCCGGAAUAUCCCACCAAACGGAGGCGAAAGCCAAUCAUACGCAUUGGAAAACGUGAAUUCGUCGACGCCGACGAGAGCGAGCUCCCAGACCCCGAACCAGAUUCUCCGAAGCCGGAAAUUUUGUCUGAAUUAUUCGAUUCCGAAACUAUCCCUCCGUCCAGCAAAGAAGAAACGGUUUUACUUGCUGAGGAAACACUCGAAGCGUGGGAAGAAAUGAGAGGCGGAGCGAAGAAGCUGAUGAAGCUGUACACUGUGAGGGCGUGUGGCUAUUGUCCGGAAGUGCAUGUGGGUCCCAGCGGUCACAAAGCACAGAACUGUGGGGCCCACAAGCACCAGCAGAGGAACGGGCAGCAUGGAUGGCAGGCUGCGAUUCUUGAUGACUUGAUUCCACCGAAAUACGUAUGGCAUGUGCCCGAUGUUAAUAAGCCUCUACAGAAGGAGCUGAGGAGCUUCUACGGGCAGGCACCUGCGGUGGUGGAGCUAUGUGUACAGGCUGGCGCUGAGGUGCCGGAUCAUUACAGACCGACUAUGAGGUCCGAUGUUGGGAUACCUGCAAAUGUUAGAGAAGCGGAAAUGGCGGUUUGAAUCUCCUGUAAGUUUAUGGUCGCCUUCUUUGUAAAAACUAUUUAAAGAAAACAAAAUUCGCAGAUAUAAUUUGUGUAGGAUUUGUGUUUUAUAUAAAACUUGUUUGUUGAAGCAUAUGGCGUCUCGAAAUCUUUAUUCUUGGCUGAAUGAUCGUCUAGCGAACCAUAUUUUAAGAAUGAUUGGGAAAA